Messenger RNA from Orbilia oligospora ATCC 24927, 471 nucleotides. RefSeq lists its product as uncharacterized. NCBI's taxonomy places the organism in Eukaryota, Fungi, Ascomycota, Orbiliomycetes, Orbiliales, Orbiliaceae. The transcript has a single exon. The record is from RefSeq and is a predicted model, not a curated record. The coding region runs from base 1 to 471 and encodes 156 amino acids.
AUGGCAAUUUUGAGCCGUUUCUUCAAUAGAAUCAAGAGACAGACUAGAUCAUCCGAUGAAAGGGAUACAUAUACGGAAACCACAAAUUCCACUACAAAUGUUCCACAUAUAGUAUUCCCCGAACCGGAGAAGAAACCAAAGACGACUGCGUCUCCGCCGAAGACCAAUUAUAAUUCUACGAAACCCAAGUCUUCUGGUGGUGGGGGAAGAAGUGGUGGCGGUAGUAGCGGUGGAACCGACCCUUACAAUACUCUGGCGGUGAACUCGAUGUUAGCUACGAGCCUUAGUCCGGAUAGUUCGUAUAGUUAUGGACAUCAUAAUAAUUCGAACAACCACUGCAGCAGUAGUUAUUCGUAUAGUAGUGGAGGUGGAGGAGGAGGAGGAUCCUCUUAUAGCUCUGGAGGCGAUGGUGGGGGCAGCUCCAGCAGUGGUGGUGAUGGGGGCGGGUCUAGUAGCUGUGGAGGGUUUUAA